GUAUGAAUCUAUGACAAAUAGAUUUAUAAGUGAACUCGAAGUAUCUAAAAGGAUGAAAAAUUUGGUACAAGUAGAAGUGAAGUCACUAACCGAAAUCUUGAAAUCAUAUGAAGAAAAGCAACAUCGCUCUAACAGGCAGAGAAUUGGACGUGUUCAAGUAAUAGAAGAUUUGCUCAUAAAGUAUAAGAAAGAACUUGAACAAGUUCAUUCAAAUUAUAACCAAAAAUUAGAAGACCAAUAUUGUUGUUCUGAAAUAAAUCUUCAUGCGAAUGAAAUUUUAUAUCAAAUUGAAAAACUUCAAAUAAUAAUUCAUAAUCUGGAAAAUGAAAAUGCUAACUUACUAAAAGAGACUAUAUCUUUACAACAAAAUAAUUUUCAUGGGCCAAAAGACGUGGAAUUGAACAAGUCAAAUGAACCUUUAUCGAAAACUAUAGAUGAACUUCAAGAUGAAAAUCUAUUAUUACAAAAACAUGAAUCUGUUCUUAAAGACACGAUGCUUGCAGUCAAAAGCGAGAAUACUCAACUUUUGGAAAAAUUGAAACAAUUACAAAAAACAAUUAAAGACAGUCAC
Molecule: messenger RNA, 571 nt
Organism: Dentiscutata erythropus
Lineage: Eukaryota; Fungi; Glomeromycota; Glomeromycetes; Diversisporales; Gigasporaceae
Source: the annotation of a GenBank genome assembly